Spirodela intermedia is the source of this 384-nucleotide messenger RNA. The record is from the annotation of a GenBank genome assembly. NCBI's taxonomy places the organism in Eukaryota, Viridiplantae, Streptophyta, Magnoliopsida, Alismatales, Araceae.
AUGUUGCAGACCACCUGCCAACUGGCUAUGGCGGAGGUGGAGGACUGGAGGCCGCUGGAAUCGGGGAACUGGGCUGGGCUGACGCGGACCGGGGGGCUGCACUCGUAGCUCGGGUUAAGCGCCCCCGGCGCGCCGGUGAUCCUCCAGUUCUGCGGGGGGAAGAACUCGGUCCGGUUCAGGUCGGGGGGCAUCUUGUAGACCUGGAGCUGGAAAGCGGACGCUGCCGACCUGCCGGAGUCCAUGCUCGCCGGCAGGAUGGUCCCGUUGCGGCAGCAGAAGGGGAUCCUCCCCACGUCGGUGUCGUUGGCCCUGGACAGCGGCAGGUCGAGGAUGGUGGGCGACCUCUCGCAGUUGACCACCUUGGAGAAGUCCAGGUCCUGGUAG